AUGGGGAACGACCAUCCAAAUAGGGUGUUAAUAAACAAACAAAUGUUGCUGGAAAACAAUCAAACAGAAGGCAACAAAUACAAGGAGAGUAAUCCUGGAAGUGAUAUCAUCCUCAAGGUUUCAAAAGCUACACUUGCGGAAGGCAAAAGAAGAUUUUUGAGGAUGUACAUUUGUUUUGAUGCUCUGAAGAAGGGGUUUAGGGCAGGACUGAGACCCUUUAUUGACUUGGAUGGGACCUUUUUGAAAGGUAAAGCCAAAGGUAAAAUGUUAACUGUUGUUGCUCAAGACUCAAUGAACCACUUUUAUCCCAUUGCUUGGGCUGUUGUGGACAAAGAAACCAAAGCUACUUGGCUUUGGUUCUUGGAAUUGCUCGAGAAAUCUCUGAACCUCAACAAUGGAGAAGGGAUAACAUUAAUCUCAGACAUGCAAAAGGGACUAAUUGAAGCAAUCCAACAAGCUCUACCUGCUGCUUUGCACAGCACCUAUAAAGAGGAGUUGGAUGGUCAUCUGAAGACAUUGGGUGAUUUGUCAGAAGAAGCCAAAGACCACUUGUUGGACUACCAAAUAGAAACUUGGUGUAGGACUUUCUUUGACACAGUUGCAAGAACCAGAAAGUGGAAAAUAAUUUGGUUGAAUCAUUCUAACUCCUGGAUAUUGGUACCUAGACACAAAGGUAUCAUUGGGAUGCUUGAGGAAAUAAGAAUAAAGGUGAUGGAGAUGGUGAGCAACAAUGAAGAAGAGGUGUUGACUUGGGCUACUGAAUGGAGUCCAGAAUCUAUAGAAAUGUACAAUGAAUUUCAGAAGAUUGCUAAUAGGUGUACUUUACAUUUCAAUGGUGAUUAUGGGUUUGAGGGGAGUGAAGAGAAUGACAAGCACAUUGUCAAUUCGUCUAAUAAGAAGUGCACUUGCAGGGUGUGGGACCUCACUAGAAUCCCAUUGUAA
Molecule: messenger RNA, 942 nt
Organism: Lycium barbarum (goji berry)
Lineage: Eukaryota; Viridiplantae; Streptophyta; Magnoliopsida; Solanales; Solanaceae
Exons: 4
Coding region: 1-942 (313 amino acids)
Source: RefSeq, a predicted model, not a curated record